This is a messenger RNA of Dendronephthya gigantea, 5758 nucleotides long. RefSeq names its product chromatin-remodeling ATPase INO80-like. Bases 190 to 5169 code for a protein of 1659 amino acids. Lineage: Eukaryota; Metazoa; Cnidaria; Anthozoa; Malacalcyonacea; Nephtheidae. Gene Ontology annotation, molecular function: histone binding; ATP-dependent chromatin remodeler activity; ATP hydrolysis activity. The transcript is spliced from 39 exons. Gene Ontology annotation, biological process: DNA repair. The record is from RefSeq and is a predicted model, not a curated record. Gene Ontology annotation, cellular component: Ino80 complex.
GGACCCCCUGCGAAGGAAGAUGACGGCCAACUCGGUCAUGAAAAGCAUCUUUUCACUCAAACAUUGUUCCGCCAUAUUAUUACAGCCAGUUGUGUGCAGCUCAUAUUGCCGCACACGAGCGCCUUUUAAGGAACUAUGGCUUUGGCGUUGGCCGAAAUCUUUUAGGUUGUCAAAUAUAAAAACUAGAAAAUGGAAUUGUCUUCAAUGGGCCAAGAGUUCACUCCAGCAGCACCGCUGCAUAUCCAACGACUUAACAAAGCCCUGCAGUUGGAUGUUCUGCUUAGGGAAGCUGGGAAAGUCUUCACUGAGGAUUUGAGUGAAACAGAGGAAAGUGGAUUAAGUGACUUUGACAAGGAUUAUGAUCUGGAUAUGAGUCCACAAUAUCAACAAAGACAAAUGGGAAAUGAAGAAGGACACGAAGAAUGUUCGUGGGAUAAGUCAAACCUUUACAAUUUUUCCAAAAUCAAAAAGAACAGACAGUGGCUGAAGGAGAUUCUGUUAAGUGAUAGUUCAGAAAGCUCUGACGAUGAUGAACAUCCAAUCACUGAAGACGAUUUUAAGCAAAUGCUUAGACUUCAUAAAGAGCAGAAACUUUGCAGAAGAAAGUAUAUGCUGGACAAGAAUCUUGAUCGAUACAAGCACUACAGCAUUGGCUUGUUGUCUGGUCAAGACAGGUUCCACGAGACCCAGAGACCUCGUGUUACCAAAAAACUGAAAGAGAAACCUGAUGCAGCAGAAAAGGCCAAACUGAAAAAGGAGAAGUUGAAAGGAAAGAAAAAGAAAAAGGCGACGGAUGAGGACGGUGCGAAAAAAAGUGUUGAUGAAAAGCCCGCGAAAAAGCGUCAAUCCAGGACGAAAGAUGCCGACGUCAGACGACGGAAGAUUUGGGCGUACAUAGCCCGCAAGGAAAUACCGAGGACACAAAGGCAAAAGAAUACGGCAAGAAACACAAGCUUACAAAAUGCCAAAAAGUUGGCUCAGUUGUGUCAGAAGGAGAUGAAAAGAGAAGCGUUGAGAUCGCAAAAGGUUGGAGCUCAAACCGUCCCUAGAGCGAGACGUCUUGCCAAGGAGAUGUUGGUUUAUUGGAAGAAAUAUGAGAAGGUCGAGAAAGAACACAGAAAAAAGGCUGAGAAAGAAGCCAUCGAACAACGGAAAAUUGAUUUUGAAAUGAACGAGGCCAAAAGACAGCAAAGAAAGUUGAAUUUCUUGAUCACGCAAACUGAGCUAUACGCUCACUUUAUGAGCAGAAAACUGAAAGGUCCUGGGUCAUCCGAUGCUGCCCAGGCUCAGGUUGAUGGAAUUCUUAAAAAACUCGAGUUUAAUCUUCCUGGAUCUAAGGUCAAGAAUAUGGGCGGUGGUGUCGUGAUUGAUCUUGAACACAACGAUGACUAUGAUAGCGAGCAGAUGAAGAACCAGGCGCUGCAGAACGCUCAGCAGGCGUUCAAUGCUCACGAGAACUGGACAAAGGCGUUUGAUGAUGGAGCAAAGAAACCAAUGAAUCAACAAAACUUCGACCAAGCUUUCAGUCUUGCCAAUCCAUCGAUCAAGGGUCAGGAUGUUCCACAGCCUGACAUAUUUGAUGGUAAACUGAAGUCUUAUCAACUCAAGGGCAUGAAUUGGUUGGUGAAUUUGUACGAACAGGGAAUCAACGGGAUCUUAGCAGACGAAAUGGGCUUAGGAAAGACGGUUCAGUCUAUCGCCUUUCUCUCGUAUCUUGCUGAGGCGCACAAUAUCUGGGGUCCGUUUCUCGUCGUUGCGCCUGCCUCGACCUUACAUAACUGGCAACAGGAAGUGACAAGAUUCGUACCUGCCUUUAAGGUUUUGCCAUACUGGGGAAACCAAAGUGACAGAAAAUCCUUAAGGAAAUACUGGAACAGGAAACAGAGCGAUAUACACGACAGAGAAAAUGCUCCAUUUCACGUUUUAAUUACAAGCUAUCAAUUGGUUGUUCAAGAUGUGCGUUAUUUUCAACGAGUCAAGUGGCAGAAUUUGGUCUUGGACGAGGCUCAAGCAAUCAAAAGCAGUUCCAGCGUGCGAUGGAAAAUUUUGCUUGGUUUUACUUGUCGAAAUCGACUUCUUCUCACGGGUACUCCAAUACAGAACAGUAUGGCAGAGCUUUGGGCGUUACUGCAUUUCAUCAUGCCAACCUUAUUCGAUUCCCACGACGAGUUCAACGAAUGGUUCUCCAAGGACAUCGAAAGUUCGGCUGAGAAAGGAUCGACCAUGGAUCAAAAUCAACUGUCCAGACUUCACAUGAUACUGAAGCCUUUCAUGUUAAGACGAAUCAAACGGGAUGUUGAAAACGAGCUAUCCGAUAAGAUUGAGAUCAAGGUGAUAUGCGAGUUGACGUCCCGUCAAAAGUGGUUGUAUCGCGCCAUACGAAAUAAGAUCUCCAUAGAGGACCUCGUACAAACUUCCACCUCAACUUCGGCGUCCUCGUCUGCUACCAACAACCUGAUGAAUAUUGUCAUGCAAUUUAGAAAGGUCUGCAACCAUCCUGAGUUGUUUGAACGACACGAAGUCACGUCUCCUCUUAACUUAUCUGUGAAACCAUUUUCGCUGCCAAAACUUAUAUUUCGAGAAGGCUUGCUUUGCUUCAACUCUCCGGGGAAAUCAAAGAUCUUAUUCAAUAUGAUGAAUAUUGGAUCUGAAAAGUACAUUCAUAAUUCAUUGUUCCCGAGGAACAUAUCAGAACGCGACAGUUUUUCGUGUUUCUCAUUUCUUCGUUUUAUUAACUUGGCGCCGUCAGAAGCGUGCUCUAUCAUGACCAAAGAUGUUGCAUUUAGAUUUAUGUUUUUAUUGCUGUUAUUGGAAGAUGCAUAUCGAAUUUAUCAUCGAAGAUUAUGGAAUGUUAGAACUCAAAGCACUAGGUAUCUUAGUUGUCAGGAUCUUCUACUUUGGCCAUCAUUUCGCCUCUCGUACCCAGAAAUUCGUUUUGGACCAAUCACAAAGAAGCUGGUAUUCACGGGUCCUACCAUGACCACAAACUGUCACAUGACCCAUAAGAUCGUUCCCGUGGUAUCCGACGAUGAUCACAAGCGACAUCACGUGGUUAAGAAGAACAGCCCACGUCGCGUUAAGGACCCUAGUUCACCCACUAAACUCGCCCAUUCACCCUCGAAGGAUCCGCAUUCGCCAACCAAACAUCCGACAUCACCCACGAAAAAAGCACAUUCACCCACCAAACACCUUCAUUUGCCUGUUGAAGAAGCGUCCAACUUGCAUCCACCGCCGAAGGUGAAGUCCCCCACUAAGCACCAUCCCCCUGGUGGAGGUCACCAUCGGUCACAUCCCCACCACCACACGCACCAACGCCAUCAUCACCAUCACAAACACCACGGCAAAGGCGAUGGUGAUGUGGAAAUAGAAGCACCCAAGCCAGAACAAGCUACGAAUGAUACCAUCGUCCCACCAGAACUUGACAAAUCGCAGCCGGAUAAAAUCGAAAUUAAAAAAGACGAUUCCUCAUCGGGGAAAAGCACGACGAUUGUUAGAUUAUUGCAGCCCACGUCUCCGCCUAAGUUUCUAUUGGCUUACAUUCCAAAGGUUGUGGCUCAACCGGCAGGUUUCUACACAUGUGAUCGAAGCGGGGCGUACAAAGCGAGCGAAAUGAAGAGAUCUACAUCACAUUUCAACAACAAUCUUCUGUUGUACGGUGCUUUGGAUCACGAGUACCUGGAACAGAGAAAACACGAGUUUUUUCCACAACCCUUGGGCGGUUUUGUUGGCAUGGAUCCUAAGGGUGGAUGGUCUCACAUACAAAUCCCAGAUCGUGAAAUUCUCAUUACGGACAGUGGAAAGAUGAAGGAACUAGAUCGAUUAUUGACAAGAUUGAAGUUCCAAGGGCAUCGUGUGCUGAUAUAUUCUCAAAUGACAAAAAUGAUCGACUUGUUGGAGGAGUACAUGGCAUUCCGUAAACACAAAUACAUGAGACUGGAUGGCUCAUCAAAGAUCUCCGAAAGACGCGAUAUGGUUGCAAACUUUCAGACCAAAUCCGAUAUCUUCGCUUUUCUCCUGAGUACUCGAGCCGGUGGAUUGGGUAUCAAUCUCACCGCGGCAGAUACCGUGAUAUUUUAUGACAGCGAUUGGAAUCCCACCGUAGAUCAACAGGCCAUGGAUCGUGCGCAUCGCCUGGGGCAGACCAGACAAGUUACCGUGUAUAGAUUGAUUGCCAGGGGCACAAUUGAGGAAAGAAUUUUACAGAGAGCGCAAGAGAAAAGCGAGAUUCAAAAGAUGGUCAUAUCUGGUGGACAGUUCAAACCGGAUGCUCUGAAGCCAAAAGAAGUGGUUUCAUUGCUUCUCGAUGACGAAGAGAUGGAGUGUAAGUUCAUUCAAAAACAAGCUGAGAAGAAAGCGGACGACCAGAAGAAACGCAGGGAAAGAAAAAGGAAACAGCCUGAUCUUCCACCGCAGGGGGAGAAAAAUACGACAGGUAGCGACGUCGACGGGGGGCAGGCAAAGAAACGCGGUCGUAAAAAGAAAGUUCAGGCAGAACCCCCUCCGUUGUCUGAAACGAGCGACAGUCGAGGUCCCUCCGAGAUUGGUUCCACCAAUGGUGAGAUUAUCAACAUGAAAAUGGAAACCGCUGACGUGGAUGUUUCCGUCGCUGAUGACGUCAGCAUUCAGAGUUUGGAUGAUGUUUCUGUUGCAUCUGGAGAUGGUCUCACGAUUGAUCUUACCUCAAGUAUCCAAAUUACGCCUUCCAAAAGUGAUGCAGAAACAAGUCGUGAUAGUCCCAGUUCCCACUCGGGAUCGAAAACCCGCGGUCGGGCACGUGGCCGAGGGAGGGGUCGAGGUCGUACGUCUGGGCGUGGUCGCGGACGUGGGCGAGCCCGUGGUGCGUCUGGGGCGUUGGCAGCGGCUGCAGCUGCAAUGGCAGGCGCUGCAGCCGGGUCAGCGGCCGCAUACGCUGCCUAUGGCUUCAGCUACCAAGCAAGUGCCCCCACUCCACCCUCCAACCGUGUUAGCCCAGUGGCCUUCGGAGCUGGCCCCUCGCCCUCCUCGGGUGGGGGAUAUAAACAACAGAACACAGGGGUCGCCCUGCCGUCCCAUGUUUCAAGACACGAGGGCAGCGCAAACACACCUCCAGACGGAGAGCAAAUAAACGUGACUCGAGUUGAGACUAACAGUUCUAAGAACCAUAAAAGGAAUGAAGGGAGUACCACGUGAUGAACACGUGGGCACGGAGAACGAGUAUAUCACACAUCACGUCAACUAAUUGUGUUCUUACUGUUUGAUCCAAGUUAUCCCUCACAAAAAAUUGCAAAUGGUCUUUCGACUUCAUUUUCGUUUCAAAAUGACUCGAUCUUCGUUUCAAAAUGAUUUCAGUGAUUCUUGAUAAGCCUCAUGUUUAGUCAAAUUCUGUUGUCUUGUCAAUUUCUACGCAACAGGUUAGGAGGGUGGACUAAGUCAAACCGGCGGAGGUAAAUAGACUGGGUCAGACAGCGAGAACACCGCCUGAAAGUGAUAUCAGCUAAUUUAUGGAACUUUUGUAAAACCUCCAUAAUUUCAGCAUGGAAACAUCUUGUGAGUUUUUUGUGCGAGUAGCUUCAAAGCUACAAUAGAUAGGCCUAAUUCAAACGAGAUCCUAUAAGGAAUCCAGUACUUUAUAGCAAUUUAUUUACAUAAACCACAUUAUGCCUAGCCUAUUAUGUUUUGUGAACUAAUUUGAAAGGACUAACACUGUGAAUUAUCUAAAGCGGAAUGAAUUACAAAGAUUUUUUUAGAAUUUUUCGAACAGUAUCAAAAAUCUUGUAUU